This is a messenger RNA of Durio zibethinus, 783 nucleotides long. NCBI's taxonomy places the organism in Eukaryota, Viridiplantae, Streptophyta, Magnoliopsida, Malvales, Malvaceae. The record is from RefSeq and is a predicted model, not a curated record.
GCGGUGAAGAAAUUGGACAACGUAUCAUCUCAAGGGGAGCGAGAGUUUCAAACAGAGAUGAAAAUUAUUGGUAGAACUCAUCAUCGAAAUUUACUUCGACUAAUCGGCUAUUGCCACGAAGGGGCUAAUAGGUUGUUGGUAUACGAGUACAUGGUCAAUGGAUCACUUGCAGAUGUACUCUUCACACCUGAAAAAAGACCUUGUUGGAAUGAAAGGGUGGAAAUUGCUCGCAACAUAGCAAGAGGUCUCCUCUAUCUUCACGAAGAGUGUGAGACUCAAAUAAUCCAUUGCGACAUCAAAUCUCAAAAUAUACUAAUGAAUGAACAGGGUCAAGCAAAAAUAUCUGAUUUCGGAUUGGCCAAGCUUCUAAAGCCAGACCAAACCAAAACCUUUACCGGGAUCAGAGGAACAAGGGGGUAUGUUGCACCAGAGUGGCACAGGAAACUACCAGUGACAGUCAAAGCAGAUGUUUACAGCUUUGGAAUUGUAGUGUUGGAGAUCAUAUGUUGUCGACGGUGUGUAAAUUGGAACCUUCCUGAGGAAGAAGCUGUCCUUGAAGAAUGGGUCUACCAUUGUUACCAAGCUGGCGAACUACGGAAACUAGUAGAGGAUGAUGAAGAGGUUGACGAUAGACAAUUGGAAAGGAUGGUGAGAGUGGGACUAUGGUGUAUCCUGGAUGAGCCAACACUCCGCCCUUCCCUGAAAAAGGUUCUGUUGAUGUUGGAAGGGACAGUUGAGAUCCCAGUACCUCCAAGCCCAACUUCAUUUUUCAGUGCUAUUUGA